AUGGUUCAAAAGCAAGAAGAAAUGAUUGACUGUGGUCUCAGUGGUGACAAAGGAGGAGCGUUAACAGUGUCACCCCAGGAAAAAGGAAGGAAAAACAAGAGAAAGUUAGGUGAUCCUUCUCAACAUAAUGUUGCUUCUCUGACUGAAUUCCCUCGAUAUGAGUUGCCUUCGCUGAAAACUCAGAACCAUUUGAGCGGCAUUGGGUUGAUUGGGGAAGUUUCUAAUCAGCUGAAAGUUGAAGAGGCUGAAUGUGUAGAAUGGGAUGACCCAUUUGCCUGUCGUCUUGAAGAAUUGCUGUCAUCAAAUUUGCUCACGCUCUUCCUUAAUGCAAUGAAGCAACUUAUUGAUUGUGGCUACACCGAUGAUGAUAUUCUGAAAGCUAUGUCAGGCAGUAGGCUCUACUGUGGAGGCAAUGAGCUUCUCUCAAACAUUGUCGAUAACACCUUGAGUGUUCUCAAGACUGGAGACGAAGGUGCUGAUUCAAGAGAUUAUGUUUUUGAGGAUUUACAACAGCUUGUCUCGUAUACAUUGGUAGAAAUGAUAAGUCUUGUUAAGGAGGUCAGGCCGUCCCUAUCAACAGUUGAAGCCAUGUGGCGGCUUUUGAUGUGUGACUUGAAUGUCUUGCAAGCAUUUGAUGUUGAAUCGUCUGAUUCUCCUGGUUUCAGCUCUAGUAAAUCAUCUGAAUCUCAUGCUGCUGAAUGUAAUCCUCCAAACUCGAGUGACCCAGAUAACCCCAAGCCUCCAAAAACCAAUGCGCAAAGCAAGAAGAGUGAGCCAGUCAAAUUUGGUAACUUCCCAAAUGUACCGCACUGCAAACAUGCUCAUCAUCCUUGUGGAACAACAUCAGGAAAACAAGUAUCUUCAGGUAGCACUGUUUCUGGUGCAGGCAUGAAAAGUACAUCCUUUACUCUAGUCUCUGAUGAAAAAUUGGUGUCUUGUCGAAAAGGCCGCACUAAAAAGGAAAUUGCCAUGCUUCGGCAGAAAUCAUGUGUGGAGAAGAUUAGGACUUACAGCAAAGGCAGUGGCUAUAAGGCGGCAAAGUUUGCAUCAGUCGGCAGUUUCCUUCUAGAGAAAAGAGUCAAAUCAUCUUCUGAAAUGGUGGCAAGAAAUUGUUCAUCAAAGAUAACAGCAGAGAUUGGGGUGAAAGUUUCAGUAGAGGAAAGCAGCUGUUUCGUACGCAAGACCACUAGUAAGUUAGAGUCACCUGUGGUGGUGGUAGAUGCGAAGGGGUAUAUAACUGCCUUACCUGCUAUGUCUGCAACUUCGGUAUCAAAAGCGUCAAAAAAAAAGUCUGGCUCUGAGUCUGCUACUCAUGCACCAUCAGCUUCAGAAAAGAAGUCUGGCUCUUCAGUACCAUCAGUUUCAGAAAAGAAGUCUGGUUCUUCGGUACCAUUAGCUUCAGAAAGGAAGUCUGGUCCUGAGACUGAAGAAAAGGCGCCUGCGUCUGCAACGCUACCACCAGAUUACUACGCUGGGAUCCCGUUUGAUGCAUCUCUGGGGACAUAUGUUCCCCGGGAUAAAAAGGAUGAAUUGAUUCUAAAGCUUGCUCCUCGAGUUAAUAGCUUGCAGAAUGAACUGCAGGUAUGGACUGACUGGGCUAAUCAGAAAGUAAAAGAAGCAACUGUCAGGCUUCUUAAGGACCAACCAGAGCUUAAGGCACUAAGGAAAGAGCGAGAAGAAGCAGAACAGAACAAAAAGGAGAAGAAAUUACUGGAAGAAAACACUAUGAAGAGGCAGUCUGAGACGCAGUUGGCGAUGAGGAAUGCGACCAGCCAGUUUGAAAAAGCUAACAGUACUGCUCGCAGGCUUGAGCUAGAACAAAUUUUACUGAAGAAAGAGAUGGAAGCUGCUAAGCUAAGAGCUGCUGAGGCUGCUGAGAUUUAUAGGGAGGCAAAAGAGAGAGGGCAACGAUCAUUGAAGGAUACUCAGACGUGGGAAGGGCAAAGAAUUCUGUUGCAGGAAGAGCUCAAGAGUCAAAGAGACAAGGUGACAGUGCUGCAGAAAGAAGUUACCAAAGCGAAAAAUCGCCAAAAUCAAAUUGAGGUUAGUUUGAAACAAGAAAAGACAGCGAAAGGGAAAGUCGUAGCUCAGGCUUGCGCAAUAAAGAAAGAAAGAAAGGAAGUUGAAGCACUUGGAAAAGCAGAAGAAGAGCGGAUCAAAGCGAAAGCAGAAACGGACGUGAAUUACUACAUAGAGAACAACAAAAGACUUGAAAGAGAGAUCGCAGAGCUGAAACUGAAAUCAGAGUACUCGAGAAUAGUGGCACUGAAGAAAGGAGGCAAUGACUCAAAGGCAACAAAGAGAGAGAAUUAUGGGAUGACGAAAGUGAAGAGAGAAAGAGAAUGUGUCAUGUGUUUGUCUGAAGAGAUGAGUGUGAUAUUCCUGCCAUGCGCUCACCAAGUUCUUUGCUUUAAAUGCAAUCAGCUUCAUGAGAAAGAAGGAAUGAUGGAUUGUCCGUCUUGUCGUGGGACAAUCCAAAGGAGGAUUCAAGCUCGUUUCUCUCGCACUGGGUAA
Messenger RNA from Microthlaspi erraticum, 2514 nucleotides. The record is from the annotation of a GenBank genome assembly. Lineage: Eukaryota; Viridiplantae; Streptophyta; Magnoliopsida; Brassicales; Brassicaceae.